Myotis lucifugus (little brown bat) is the source of this 595-nucleotide messenger RNA. It is a transcript of the gene ICOS, whose product is annotated as inducible T cell costimulator. NCBI's taxonomy places the organism in Eukaryota, Metazoa, Chordata, Mammalia, Chiroptera, Vespertilionidae. The coding region runs from base 8 to 595 and encodes 195 amino acids. The transcript is spliced from 5 exons. The record is from RefSeq and is a predicted model, not a curated record. Gene Ontology annotation, biological process: cell-cell adhesion; T cell tolerance induction; T cell costimulation.
GGCAAAGAUGAAGUUGGACCUUUGGUAUUUCUUUCUCUUCUGCUUCCAAGUUGAAGUUCUAACAGAAGAAAUCGAUGAUUUUGCCAAGUCUAAAAUAUUUACAUUUCACAAUGGAGGUGUACAAAUGUUAUGCAAAUGCUCUGAGAACGUCCAGCAAUUUAGAAUGGAGUUGCUGAAAGGGACGCAAAUAAUCUGUGAUUUCAGUAAGACAAAGGGAAGCGAAAACACCGUAUCCAAUCAGAGUCUGAAAUUCUGUCAAUCAUCCAAUAACAGUGUCUCUUAUUUUCUGAAUAACUUGGACAGUUCUCAUGACAGCUAUUACUCCUGCAGACUAUCAAUUUUUGAUCCUCCUCCUUUCAAAGUGAAGUUGAAGAGCGAAUAUUUGCAUAUUUACGAAUCACAGCUUUGUUGCCAGCUGAAGUUCUGGUUACCCAUAGGAUGUGCAGCUUUUGUUGUCGUCUACAUUUUUGGAUGCACAUUUUUAUGUUGGUUUAAAAAUAAGAAGCAUCGAUCCAGUGUGCAUGAUGCGAACAGUGAGUACAUGUUCAUGGCAGCGGUGAACACGGCGAAGAAGCCUGGGCGCACAGUGAAUUGA